Molecule: messenger RNA, 2691 nt
Organism: Terrapene triunguis (Three-toed box turtle)
Lineage: Eukaryota; Metazoa; Chordata; Testudines; Emydidae
Gene: GBA2
Product: glucosylceramidase beta 2
Exons: 11
Coding region: 1-1497 (498 amino acids)
Biological process (GO): central nervous system development; carbohydrate metabolic process
Molecular function (GO): beta-glucosidase activity
Source: RefSeq, a predicted model, not a curated record
AUGGUGGUGUGCGAGGUCUCUGGCGGCAGGACUCUGGCUAUAUGUCUGUGCAGUGCUCAGCACAAAGAUGUCCUGAUGCCAAGCGGAGCCCCUGGGUGCUCCGGGUGCCCGCUAGGUGGGUUUGGGGGAGGUACCAUCACACGAGGCUGGCGGGGAGAGUUCUGUCGAUGGCAGUUGAAUCCCGGAGUGUACCACCAUAAGACAGUCGUAGCAGACCAGUUCACCGUCUGCUUGCGCCGGAAGGGACAGACCGUUUACCAGCAAGUCCUGUCCGUGGAGAGACCCAGCGUGCUGCAGGGCUGGAACUGGGGCUACUGCGGCCACUACGCCUUCUACCAUGCCCUGUACCCUCGGGCCUGGACGGUCUACCAGCUCCCUGGGCAGGACGUGGUGCUCACCUGCCGGCAGGUCAGCCCCAUCAUCCCACACGACUACCAGGACACCAGCCUACCCGUGGGAGUGUUCGUCUGGGAGCUGGAGAACGGCAGCGACGAGGCCGUGGACGUCUCCAUCAUGCUCACCCUGCGGAACGGCACGGGCACCAAGGAGGACAAGAGCGGGGGCCACUGGAACGAGCCCUUCAGCCUGGAGAAGGAGGGCGCGCGGGUCUCGGGAGUCCUGCUGCAUCACUGCAGCCCCGUGAACCCCUACACCCUCGCCAUCUCCGCCAGGGAGCAGGCCGGCACAGGAGUGACCCACCUCACAGCGUUCAACCCCGCUGGCACUGGGCAGGCGGUGUGGCAAGACCUCCUUCAGGACGGCAAGCUGGGCUCCCCGGCAGAUCUCUUACAUGGCAUAUCUGCAUCAGGCGCGUACUGCGGCAGCCUGUGGCUGGCAGCCGUCUGUGUGAUGUGCAAGGUGGCGGGGAUUGUGGGUGACAGCGAGGUCCUACAGAAAUACAGCGCCAUCCGAAGGAAGGGCACGGAGGCGUUUGAGCGGCUGCUGUGGAACGGGAAAUACUACAACUACGACAGCAGCGGGGGCCCCUUCUCCAGCACCGUCAUGUCCGACCAGUGCGCCGGGCAGUGGUUCCUCCGGGCCAGCGGCCUAGACCAGGGCGAGUUCCAGGUUUUCCCCAGGAGCCAUGUUCUCAGCGCGCUGAAGACGAUCUUUGAGCUGAACGUCAUGGGCUUUGCCAAUGGGACGAUGGGAGCCGUGAACGGCAUGAGGCCCGAUGGGAGCCUGGACACUUCCAGCGUGCAGUCCAGCGAGGCCUGGGUUGGGGUCGUGUACGCCCUGGCAGCCACCAUGAUCCAGGAGGGCCUGGUGCAGGAGGGCUUCCACACAGCGGAGGGCUGCUACCGGACCGUGUGGGAGCGGCUGGGCAUGGCCUUCCAGACACCAGAGGCCUAUUGCCAAAGGAAGGUCUUCCGCUCUCUGGCCUACAUGCGCCCCCUCAGCAUCUGGAGCAUGCAGCUGGCCCUGGAGAACAGCGGCUGCCAGGCGCCUGCCGCAGCAGCGCCGCGCCCGGUGCAGGAGAACUCCCUCCAGCCGUGAGGGAAGGAACCUGGGCGCAUGAGCCAGAGGGAGCCGCUGGGCCCCCGCUGCAGGCCAGGGACUGUGUGGAGGCCGCUUGCCCCUUUUUAAAACCUGAUUUUAAUUGCUGUAUCUUCCCUCCUCUCUGCACCUAGCCUGUGCCUCCCCCCAACGCGCGCACCCCUCCCCCUCGGAGCAGCAGGGCCCCGUGCUCCACAGCCUGGCUGACCCCUCAGCCCUGGGGCCCCCAGCCACAAGAGAGCCUGGCUGCCUGAGCGGGGAGAGCAGCCCAGAGAGAAUGAGAAGGGAGGAGCGGCGGGGGGGGCUGUGCCCAGGGUCCUUCCCCUCCCCCAUGGCUCCGGGGCUCGGACGUGCACGGGCAAGUCCCCGCGGGAGGUGGGGUAUCCCUAUGGCCAACAGGUCUCACAGCCUCCCCCCGCGCCUGUCCUGCCUGCGGCCCCACCCAGACCCGCAUGGCUGGGAGCCGCAGAGGGCGUGCAGGGGGGAGCACGUGUGUGGUGCACACCGUGCUGGCACUUAGCUGGCACUGUUGCGGAGGGCGUGUGCACAGGCUGCUGGGUGGGCAACCCAGGAUCUACCCUGGCCCUGCCCCUGACGUUCACCUGCCCUUGCUGGCUGAGCUGCUCACCCGACACGGUGCAUUUUGUCACCACCUGUAAUCGCUGCACCCGCGUGUGGGGCGUGGCGGAGCAGCAUCCGCUGCCGGGCACAGACGGGCCGUGGGUGAGGGCCUGGUACGUGCUGAGCCCUCACUGCAGGGAGAACCACACGGGACAGAAGCUUGGCAGGGGUCCCCCCUCUCUCCCCUUUCAGCAGCACGGCCCCCAGGAGAGGCGCAGGGGAGCCGAAGACGUGGGCACUGCUGUGAGUGAGGGUGCCAUUGCCCCUCCCUGGCCCAAGGGGCUGCCCAGCUGGGCUGGGUCCCUUCAGGGUGCCUGGUCCAGGCAGGGGCCACUGUGGUAACCCGUGGCCAGGCCAGUUCCCCAGCAUGAUCCAGCCCUGGCCCGGGGCCCGCUGCCUGGCCUCCGACAAUCCUCAUCCCAAACUCUUGGACGGGCGGUGUCUGUCCCCGGCCCUGCAUGGCCACUGCACACGAUCACAGCUGGCGCUGGGCCAUGGGGCCCAGGGGAGCUGUUUUUAAAUGCUGAAUAAUUUUAAUUUAAAAUCAUCAUAAUAAAAUAUCAUCUGCCUGUG